AAAAAAAAAAAAAAAACAAAAAUUAAACUGAUAGGUCUUCCAUCUACAAGUUAGUUUGCCUAAAAUAAAAGGCAAGGUUUUUCCCCAUGUUGAAGUCCCAACCCUGCUGGUACAAAUCAAAUGUGUACAUGAUACUUCCGAAUAUGCAUUGAUUCAAGCAAGGCACAGGUAAAGCUACAAUUUUUUAAAAGGAACUCUUAGUAACAUUUCUGCAAUGGGCAGGGAUACAGACGUUUUGUGUUAUUCUUCAAGAUACAUCUCAGUGCAACGCACUCAGCGCCUCAGGCUAAAUUUUCCUCCACGUGAUUCUGUACCUACAGUGUCGCUGGGUGUUCCAACGAGUUUUAUGUGUUUGUACACAAAUGCUGAAAUAAAUUAGAGGUAAUGCUAUUUUCGUUUACAUUAAUGAUGCUUAACUGUCAUAGACUUAUUGUUAUUUGGCUUGUUUGCCUCCUAAACUCUCAGUGGGACGCGUAAAGGCCACUUAAAUUCGAAUAUUUCGCCCAGCGCGAGGGCGCGGUAAGACAAACCGGAAGUUGUUAGCAUUGUGGGACGUGUAGUUCCGCUCUCGAGCUGCGGGGCUUCGCGGCAGCGCGCGGACGAGCAAAACAAAAUGAAAUAACAGAAAACUUUUGAGCGCUUUUCACCGUCGAGGCUCCACGUCGAAACAAGCAUGCCCGGAUUCACGUGCUGCGUCCCCGGCUGUUACAACAACUCGCAUCGGGACCGCGAGCUGCGCUUCUACACCUUCCCGAAGGACACGGCGCAAAGGGAGAUCUGGCUGAAGAACAUCUCGCGGGCCGGAGUGAGCGGCUGCUUCAGCACCUUCCAGCCCACCACGGGCCACCGCGUCUGCAGCAUCCACUUCCCCGGCGGCCGGAAGACCUACAGCAUCCGCGUGCCCACGCUCUUCCCGCUGCGCGGGGUCAACGAGCGAAAGAACCGGAGGGGCAGGAAGGGGAAGGUGUCCGCCGCCCCUAUCAUCACCUCCGUGGUGUCUCUCGCAGCCGAGGGCAGCGCGGGGGAGGUGGGCGCCGGAGCUCUUACGGACAGCGGUGAAGCGGCGCAGGGAGGAGGCGGCCAGAACGGGCGCUCCUCCGCGGGCCCGCUUGAGCUGAGCGCCGAGGGGGACGGCUCCUCCUGCCUCACGGCGGUGCUCCCGCCGGGCUUCGCGGGCUCCACGGGCGGCUGCGACGUGCAGACGGCUACGACCUCCGCGGCCUCCGCGGCGCCGGUCUCGCAGAACCCCCGGCACGCCGCGGUGGAUCGAGGCGCCCUGGGUUCCCUGGACCAUCCGUACGCGCUGAGCACCGGCACCACGGCCGCCGAGCUGCUCAAGAAGCUCAACGAGCAGCGGGACAUCAUCGCGCUCAUGGAGAUCAAGAUGAAGGAGAUGAAGUCCACCAUCCGGCAGCUCAAAGUGACCGAGGCCAAGUUGCGGGAGGAGGUGCGGGAGCGGGACAUGAUGCUGUCCGGGGCGGUCGCACGCAAGAAGGUGUGAAGGAAGGAAGGAUGGAUGGAUGGAUGGAUGGAUGGAUGGAUAGAAGGUGGACGGACGGGCAGGCGAGCGAGUGAGCGAGCGAACGUGAGACUGGAGGGCUCGUGCCGCGCGCCGCGCGCGACUCCCUUUUUAAUAACGGAUAUACCAAACGAGCGGAGCCCUUUGUUACACCGCCGUUAGAACUGGUUUAGCUCGAAACUAGUCGUCCUUUUCCAGUUGCCUUUAGCUACCAGUGCGGCUUUGGCUACAGUGUGUACAGUACCGUACUUUACCACGUUUUCCCAUUACUUUAUCAGACUUUACCAUAGUUUUCCCUCACUUCUUGGACUUCGGCGCUUCUCUCCAGCGAACGGUGCCGCCGCACUGGAAAAAAAGAAAAAGAAUCCGCGUCGCUGUGGAUCGAUAAUCGUUUUUCUAGGGUGUGUAAGAGCAUUCAUUCCCUGCUGUCAUCCCACCACGUGUGUGUCUGUCAUUAAGACCUGAGCGGUCACACCUAUUGACCAGGGUUGUAUGAAGGUAAUAUGAUGAUGUUUAAACAUUUGUGACUUUUUUUUUUUCCUCUCCCUUUUCUUCAGUGUCUUUUUUUCCCCAAACAUUGUUGUUGUGUGUUCAGUUUUUUUUUUUGUUUACAUAGCAAAUAAUGCAAGCGUUUUGCAUUCUGUUCUGAUGUGCACUUAAGAGCCUAAGUACAUAUUAUAAAUAUGUUAAAAAAAGAGGCCGAGGCACCUAGGAUUUUGCUAGAUGCAUUUCAAUAAAAUCUAGAAAAUAACGCAGUGCUGUCCAAAUGUACAUGUAUCUGUGAUCUGCAACAUCUCACGCCCUCAGAAAGCGCUCGCAAUAUUUUUGUAUUUUUUUAAAUCUACUCUGCUUUGAUUCGUAUGUAUCAGUGUUUAUCCAUAAAAGUGAUCUAGAGGGGAUUGGGGUAAUUCUAUAUAUGCAAUCUAGAAGCAUUUUACAUUGUUGUAAGGAAGACUUUGAACCUACAUGUGGUUUUAAUAAAUCAGUAUGUGGGGUAUUGUAGAAAGCAUUCAUGAUUUUCCUUUCCUGUUAAGUUUCAUAGUUCGUUAAUACCAUAAGUACUACAUAAAUUAAUGGAGAUGUAAUGCUACACCAUUUUUGUGUGCCACAUAGCUGAACUCCAGUAUCAAGCUCUUGCCCUCUGUGAUAAGCUGUAAUUUCCUGUUUAGUCCUAUGCUUUGUAAUGCAUAUUUACAGUCCUUAAUACCAUGCCAUAAUGAACAGCAGAUUUUUUUUUUUUUUAGUAAAUUUAUUAUGAAGUGUUACAACUUGCAUUUACCUUAUGGUUUUCUCAAAGGCAACAGUGUUAAGGCAUCUAAAACUAAAUACCCAUUUAUACAGUUGGGUAG
Scleropages formosus (Asian bonytongue) is the source of this 2868-nucleotide messenger RNA. RefSeq names its product THAP domain-containing protein 11-like. Gene Ontology annotation, biological process: regulation of transcription by RNA polymerase II. Gene Ontology annotation, molecular function: RNA polymerase II cis-regulatory region sequence-specific DNA binding. The record is from RefSeq and is a predicted model, not a curated record. The transcript has a single exon. Lineage: Eukaryota; Metazoa; Chordata; Actinopteri; Osteoglossiformes; Osteoglossidae. Gene Ontology annotation, cellular component: nucleoplasm. Bases 674 to 1501 code for a protein of 275 amino acids.